Molecule: messenger RNA, 4701 nt
Organism: Betta splendens (Siamese fighting fish)
Lineage: Eukaryota; Metazoa; Chordata; Actinopteri; Anabantiformes; Osphronemidae
Gene: luc7l
Product: LUC7-like (S. cerevisiae)
Exons: 10
Coding region: 2748-3677 (309 amino acids)
Biological process (GO): mRNA splice site recognition
Cellular component (GO): U1 snRNP; U2-type prespliceosome
Molecular function (GO): mRNA binding
Source: RefSeq, a predicted model, not a curated record
CUAACACAGAACGGAAACUGGAAGUCCACGAAACAGAGAAGAGCUGCGAGCGGUGAUGCUUGGUAGAAUAAAUAGUAAAAUAACCUAACAACGACACUACGGAACUGUUUUCAUUUGUUUUUUUUAUAACGGCAUCGACGGAGGACGCACAACAAUGUCUGCACAAGCUCAAAUGAGAGCUUUGCUCGACCAGUUAAUGGGGACAGCGAGGGAUGGUGAGUUGCCGUAGCCUGCUAGCUAAACUAGCUAGCCAAGAUGGAGCCACUGCUGAGGUUGGCUUGUGUUGGCGUGUGAUGGACAGACCUGCAUGAAUGGAUGUACAACAGAGGGCUGCGUAAAAGUACUGUAAUGUUGGCCUUAGGAAGCCACCACGGAUUAACGUUAGAAUUUAAUGUUUGUAUCCACUGCGUGUUGUCGUGAAUGAGAAACUUGAGUUUUUAACACGAAGGACAUUCAAAUACAUGUCCAGCUAGUAGCAUUAGCUAAGAAGCUAACCCUGCCGAUUACGUUUAUUGUGCGUCGCGAAACUGUUACACUACCUAGCGUCGUACCACGCAUGGUUGAGCGCUGUGGUUAUUUAGUAAUUUCUACAUGCCUGUCAUAAAUCUAUGUAACAUUUUGGUAGCGGGGAAUUAACAAUAUUUUACGCCACACAUGAAACGGAUCCGUAUUGCGAUAAUGUCAGUUCUGCUAUAACAUAUGGUGCCUUCCCGGGAAAAUCUGCUUAAUAAUUUUCAUCACCACAGUUGUUAUAAAAUGUGUCCUUCACAACAUGAUUACCGCUGGUAAUAUUCAAUUCUGUUUCUUGGUUAAAUAAUUACUGUUCUAUCUAAAGUAAGUAUAAUGUUUGGUGUUUUUAAGAUGUAUUGAUAAGGUUAAUAUCAGGCUUAAGGCUUAAUAUCAAGUAAAUACAUUGUUAUUAGUACUACAUAAUCCUGUAAGUGGUACUGAGCCCUACUUGGAAUACUGUUGUACUCUUUCUUAUAUUCACCAUAUUUAUUCAGCUACCUUCAGAUACAUUAAGGAGUAAAACCUGUAGUAUUUGACUCAGAUGUUGUAGUAUACACAUUGGCAUCGAAUAAGAACGCUCCACUUGGUUAAGGCAAAAUCAAAUUACAUAAACAGGAUUUUUAGCAGUUAUAGGUAAACCGGGCAACUGUUCCUUAGCUAUUUCCUUCCUAGCUAAGUGAACCCAAGAUGUACAUGUACACCUCUCAUACAGACAAUUCUUAAAUAGACCAACUACUGUUGCCUUUAUGUUUGUUUUCAUGAUAAUAGCUUCCAGCUGUGUGGAUACAAACAUUAAUAGAUAAAUCAGGUGUCACAUCUUAUUGUAAUUGGCAGAAAGUGACAGCGUAUUAUUGCCCUGUCAUUUCAUACAUCAUACGUAAGGAUCAAACUGCCUUUAGCAGAGUUAAAUUGCAGCACUGUGGAUUAUCUUAAAUUAAUAAUUGAAUCUGUAUAGUACGAGUGAAUUUGUGUUGUGAGUUUGUGGCUGUUUGUGUGAUGAGAUUAAUAUAAAAAUUCUUCCCAUACAUUUGCAUACAAACUGAACAAUUGUGGCCCCUUUAUUUUAUUCAUUAAGGUUCAGUGUAUCUUUGCCAGCCUACAUCAAUCUGCAAAGGAGUUGCAGAAAAGCCUCAUGUUCAUCGAGCCGUAUGGGCAAGAAAACUGUUUCCAUUUAUACUUUUCUACAGCGGGUUUAAAAUUCUGCAGCUGAGGUCUUGAAGAUUCAGAAGGGUACAGUAUGUGGUGCAGAUCGCAGUGUGUAUAAACAAUUUCUACCUUGGAUUUCUUUUGUAUUUUGUGUUUCAUAUUUGUAAAAGGUUUGGCUGGAACCUUUUGUUUGAAAUGUUUACCUUUCUUGCCUCAGUCUUAAAGCAGGCUUUCCUGCAUAGUGCAAUGCCCAGUGUGUUGAUAUCUAAGCAACAAGCUGUGUAAUCAAGGUUGUGCAAUCCAUUCUAGUUAGUUUUAAAAUAAUCAUUUACCAGUAUUGUGCCCUCACUCAACUAAUCCUUUGAUACUCUACUGUGGAUUUUGGGACCCAUAAGUUUAACAGACUUGAGGCUCAAAUAUUGCCAUAUUAUUUGGAAAAGGUAUGCACUACAAAAAAACAGGAAGCCAAGUGCAUGCAAACACAAAUAGAUUAGAAAACAUUAUUGGCCCUGAAAUGAGAUAAUUAACAAUGUAGUACACAGGUGUCAAGCUCCAUUCCUUGAGGGCCCCUGCUUUCCAUCUCUCUCUGCUGAUUACCAUGACCAGGUGUGUCAGUUGGGUUUCCUGCUGUUCAUUGACUGAACACACCUGGUCAAGGUAAUCAGUAGUACAGUAGCUUGAGCAGAGAGAGUUGGAAAAGCAGCAGGACAGCAGCCCUCGAGGGCAUCAGUUUGACACCCCUGAUAUAGUAGAAGCACAGCUACUGACAGAACUAAAACAUGUUAUACAGAAAUUUUUUUUUUUCAAUCGAAGUAACAUUUAUUUAUUUUUAAAAAGAUAAAUGGGCACAUUUUAAAUACAGUUAAUGUGACAACAAAUUGUCUCGUUAAUGUAGCAUUAAUAUAGUAUUAUUUAUAAAAGCACUGGAUACGUCACCCCUGCUGUCAUGUGUGUGAAGUCCUUCUGACUGGUUGUUCUUUUGGACUGUUUCAGGUGAUGAGACGCGGCAGAGGGUCAAGUUCACUGAUGAGCGAGUGUGCAAAAGUCAUCUCCUCAACUGCUGUCCACAUGACAUCCUGUCUGGAACUCGUAUGGACCUGGGAGAGUGCACGAAGAUCCACGACUUGGCACUUCGAGCGGAUUAUGAAAUUGCCUCUAAGGAGCGAGAUCUAUUCUUUGAACUUGAUGCUGUGGACCACCUGGAGUCAUUCAUUGCUGACUGUGACCGGAGGACAGAACUAGCCAAGAAGCGCCUGGCUGAGACCCAAGAAGAGAUCAGUGCAGAGGUGGCUGCAAAGGCAGAGAAAGUUCAUGAGCUGAAUGAGGAAAUAGGAAAGCUCCUGGCCAAGGCAGAGCAGCUUGGAGCUGAAGGGAACGUUGAUGAAGCCCAGAAAGUUCUACAGGAAGUGGAGAAGGUCCGCACUAGAAAGAAGGAUGCAGAGGAAGAAUACAGAAACUCGAUGCCUGCCUCCAGCUUCCAGCAGCAGAAACUUCGGGUAUGCGAGGUGUGUUCUGCUUACCUGGGUCUGCACGACAAUGAUCGUCGUCUGGCCGACCACUUCGGUGGGAAGCUUCACCUGGGUUUCAUCCAGAUCAGAGAGAAACUGGACCAACUAAAGAAAACGGUGGUCGACAAACAGGAGAAAAGGAACCAGGAGCGUUUAAAGAGAAGGGAAGAGAGGGAGAAAGAAGAACGGAUGAAGAAAAGGACCAGAUCACGCAGCAGAGAGCAUAGAAGAUCCCGUUCUCGUGACCGCAGGAGGCGGCGGUCGCGCUCGGCGUCACGGGAGCGGCGCCGCUCACGCACACGCUCCAGGGAGAGGAGACGACGACACCGCAGCCGCUCCACUUCCCGCAACCGAGGCCACCGUCACAGCCACGAGCAGGGCUCCAGACACAAGUCGUCCAGGGACCGGGAGCGCCAGUCCAGAGACCGGUCACGAGAGCGGGACAGGAGGGACGGGAUGAACGGCCGGUCAGACUCCCGCCGGGCGGACGACAGGGACAUGGGCGACCUCUGAAGACCAAACUCAUCUACCACUGACACACACCCUCCUGUCUGUCUGUCUCUUACUCAUCUGUCCCCAAUGUUAACACUGUUCUAGCCUUUUCCUGCCUGCUUCCUUUCUUUGCUUUAACAGUUAAUGCCGCCAACCCAGAGAUAACAUGAUAUAUUGUAUAAAGUCAAUUUACCAGCAUCCAAAUAUAUCAGAUUUGUAUUUGGAUGGAGAUUAGUUAUUGAUCAGUAGUGGUGUUUAUUGUAAUACCCACAUCUGUACUAUGGUGACUGUCUGUAUUCUACAUGUCCCAUGUCUCGUUCUAAACGUCCCUAUGCUGAUUACAACAUGCAGCGCAAACGAACCAGUGGUCUAGACUGAGGCAUAAAAUAGAGCUGGGCUAUGUUCUUUUAUCUAUGAUGGUGUUUUCAUACAGAAUCUGUCUGUAAAUAAGGAUGGACUGGACCCAGUGAUUGUUAAAAUCUGGAAACGAAGAACUUGUAUUUUUUUUUUUUAUCUCCCUCUGCUUGAUUGCAGUUCUUGAAUGUCUGUCCACAUUUGUCUCUAGUACUUUAUUUGCUGUCAGUCAGUUUUAGGAGUUCAGUUUAAAAAAAAAAAGUUGCAAGUUGCUAGAUAUAGAAUCAACUUUGUGUUCUACUUUAAUUGAUCAAAUUUUUUAUUCUACCAGCACUGAUGGAAAUCCUUCUGUCAGUAAAUGCGUGUUCAGAUUUGUAUCGUUUGCAGUUAUCUUUUUUUAAAUUUCCUGCGUUUCUCUUAUUUAAACUAGUUAAAAUAAAUGGUAACUUCAGAGGUUUAACUGUGAAAGGAAUGAAACAUUGGAAAUUCCACGUUGCUGACAUUCACAACUUUAUUAGUCAUUUGAAAAAGUGGAGUCCUGCCCCGAUUUGGCCGAACCCCCCGUGAUUAAAUUUCCGUGCAAGCUGAUUCGAAUGGGUGCAUUGCUUUUCCCGGGCGUGUGAAUUCAUGUUUAUUUUCUGCUGGUAAUGUUAUGUUAGUGUCUCAAUUAAUAAACAUCCCAACAUUUUAA